Molecule: messenger RNA, 1794 nt
Organism: Daldinia caldariorum
Lineage: Eukaryota; Fungi; Ascomycota; Sordariomycetes; Xylariales; Hypoxylaceae
Product: FAD binding domain-containing protein
Exons: 7
Coding region: 1-1794 (597 amino acids)
Molecular function (GO): FAD binding
Source: RefSeq, a predicted model, not a curated record
AUGACCGCAUCAAAGAACGAGCCUAGUAGCUCCUCGUCCUCUUUACUGCAUGUCAACUACCUCAUCAUAGGAACCGGUCCUGCCGGUGGUUCAUUGGCAGCCUUCAUGGCCUCGUAUGGGAUGAAGGGUCUCAUUAUAAGCCGAGAUCCAAGCAGUGCCGAUACGCCGAGAGCUCACAUCACAAAUAUGGCUGCGAUGGACUGUUUUCGGGAUAUUGGAAUCGACGAGGAAUGCUAUAAACUAGGAACACAGAAUAAUACCAUGAUUCACACUCGCUGGUGCAAUACCAUGGCCGGCUUAGAGUAUGGUCGUAUUUAUUCUUGGGGAAAUGACCCAAAACGAAAGGGGGACUAUGAGCUCGCGAGCCCGUCCAAGAUGUUGGAUCUGCCUCAAACCUUACUGGAACCGUUAUUGACGCGAUAUGCAACACUUAACGGCUUCAAAUGUCGGUGGGAUACUGAGCUAUUAACGUUCGAGCAGGAUGAAAAUGGAGUGACUGCAACGUUGCUGGAUAAGCUCUCCAAUACAACGUUUCAAGUUCGCUCCAAGUACUUGUUUGGCGCCGACGGAGCGCGAAGCAAGGUCGUCCAGCACGUCGAAAUUCCAAUGAUACGGCGACCUAGUCAGGGGUUUGCAGUAAAUCUGUUGUUCCAGGCAGACUUAUCGCAUCUCAUGGAGACUCGCAAAGGUAAUCUUCACUGGAUUCUGCAACCCGAUCGGGAGAAUCCGGAGUGGGGUUUGUCCGGGUGCAUGAGGAUGGUCAAGCCGUGGUUCGAAUGGUUAUGUAUUCUACUCCCUGCUCCCAAUGCCCCUAGGGAGGUCAGGUCUAACGAAGAAUACAUUCAACGUAUCCGUGAGUUGAUUGGGGAUGAGUCAGCCGAGGUAAAAAUAUUGGGCGUAUCUACUUGGGUUAUCAACGAGACAGUCGCAGAGUACUAUUCCAAGGGCAAUGUGUUCUGCUUAGGAGAUGCGGUACACCGGCACCCACCGACUAAUGGUCUGGGGUCGAAUACUUGCGUUCAAGAUGCGCAUAACCUUGCCUGGAAGGUUAACUUUGUCGAAAAAGGUUUAGCAGGAAAGGAAUUGUUAGGCACGUACAGUAUAGAGCGUCAACCAGUUGGACUAGAUGUUAUUACCCAAGCAAACGCAUCUUUCAGGAAUCAAAAGGAAAUUGUUGAGGUUCUCGGUGCCACGGAGGUAACAGCGGAAGCUCGUAUGAAAGUUCAAAAAGAGAUUUACGCUGAAUCACCGGAAGGUGUCGCUCGGAGGGAAAGGCUGUCCAAGGCAUUCAGGGCAGCCAACGGAGAGGUUCACGGUCUCGGCAUCGAGAUGAACCAGCGUUACGUCUCCUCGGCUGUCUACCAAGCCGACCAAGGAGCGAUGCCGGCGUUCACUAGAGAUCCGCUGCAGUACUAUCAUCCCACCACGUACCCAGGGGCGCGUCUUCCGCACGUAUGGCUAGGGAACCACAUCCCGUCUAAGUACAUCUCUACCAUUGAUCUGGCCGGAAAGGGGCGGUUUACGCUCUUCACCGGCAUUGGCGGCCACUAUUGGAAGAAGGCGGCAGAAGAGCUAUCUUCCGAAACUGGCGUGCCGAUUAAGGCCUAUUCGAUUGGGUACGGACAAGAUUAUAAGGACAUAUACCUCGACUGGGAGGGGAUCAGAGGCGUUGAAGACUCUGGCUGUGUGCUCGUAAGGCCUGACUACUUUGUGGUGUGGAGGAGUCCGAGAUGGGAAAAGGACUCAGCUUCCAAGCUGAAGCAGGUGUUGAAAUCAGUCUUAUCACUUCACUGA